Molecule: messenger RNA, 3987 nt
Organism: Pelodiscus sinensis (Chinese soft-shelled turtle)
Lineage: Eukaryota; Metazoa; Chordata; Testudines; Trionychidae
Source: RefSeq, a predicted model, not a curated record
GGGGGUUAGAGUGCGGCCCUCGGGGGUGGGGGGCACCGCCAGGGACCCCUCCCCCCCGCUUCGGGGACCUCCUCCUCGCCCUCCCAGGAGAGGCGUUUGCACCAGGGGCCAUCGCCACCUCCUCCAGGCUGCUGCCGCCCCGGGGGCUGUGGCGGAGCCCCGUGUCCCGGCGCAGCCGGGCAGUGACAUGGGCCGUGUGUUACAGCCUCUCUCAUCGCCCCAGCCCGGUGCCUUCGGGGGUGGGGGGGGCGCGCCUCGCUUUGCACCUGCUGCUCUCUCCCAGGGGUGUGAUGGACAGGUGACAGAUUUUCAUUUUGUGUCAAGGAAUCAGAAUGACUGAGUGCUUCCUGCCUCCUACCAGCAGCCCCAGUGAACAUCGCAGAGUGGAGCAUAGUGGGGUUCUUGCCCGUACUCCCAGCUCUGAAGAAAUCAGCCCUACAAAAUUCCCUGGAUUGUACCGGACUGGUGAACCUUCUCCACCUCAUGAUAACUUACAUGAGCCUCCAGAUAUAGUGUCUGAUGAUGAAAAGGAGCAUGGGAAGAAGAAAGGAAAAUUUAAGAAAAAGGAGAAAAGAACGGAGGGUUAUGCUGCCUUCCAAGAAGACAGCUCUGGCGAUGAAGCUGAAAGUCCUUCCAAGUUGAAGCGGUCCAAAGGAAUUCAUGUUUUCAAGAAGCCCAGCUUUUCCAAAAAGAAAGAAAAGGAUUUUAAAGUAAAAGAAAAACCCAAAGAUGAAAAACAUAAAGAUGAUAAACAUAAGGAAGAAAAACAUAAAGAGAAGAAGUCAAAAGACUUAACAGCAGCAGAUGUUGUAAAACAGUGGAAAGAGAAGAAAAAAAAGAAAAAGCCAACUCCAGAGCCAGAGGUACCUCAGAUGGAUGUUCCAAGUUUUAGGCCUGUGUUUGGAAUUCCUUUGGCUGAUGCAGUAAAUAGGACCAUGAUGUACGAUGGCAUUCGCCUGCCGGCAGUUUUUCGUGAAUGUAUAGAUUACAUUGAGAAGUAUGGCAUGAAAUGCGAAGGCAUCUACAGAGUUUCAGGAAUAAAAUCAAAGGUGGAUGAACUAAAAGCAGCCUAUGAUCGAGAAGAAUCUCCCAACUUGGAGGAAUAUGAGCCGAAUACCAUAGCCAGCUUACUGAAACAAUAUCUACGAGAACUGCCUGAAAACUUGCUUACCAAAGAGCUAAUGCCCCGCUUCGAAGACGCUUGUGGGAAGAGCACAGAGGGGGAAAAAGUUCAGGAGUGCCAACGCUUGCUGAAGGAAUUGCCAGAGUGUAACCACCUCUUAAUUUCUUGGUUGAUAGUGCACAUGGACCAUGUUAUUGCAAAGGAACUAGAAACAAAAAUGAACAUCCAGAACAUUUCUAUAGUGCUCAGCCCUACUGUUCAGAUCAGCAACCGUGUCCUGUAUGUAUUUUUUACACAUGUCCAAGAGUUCUUUGGAAAUGUAACUCUAAAGCCGGUGACAAAGCCCCUUCGCUGGUCUAAUAUGGCAACGAUGCCAGCACUGCCAGAAACACAGGAAACCAUUAAAGAGGAAAUCAGACGACAGGAGUUCCUUUUGAACUGUUUACAUCGAGACUUGCAGGCGGGGAUAAAAGACUUAUCCAAAGAAGAGAGAUUAUGGGAGGUACAAAGAAUUUUAACGGCCCUUAAAAGGAAACUAAGAGAAGCUAAAAGACAGGAGUGUGAAACAAAGAUUGCUCAAGAAAUUGCCAGCCUUUCAAAGGAAGAUAUUUCCAAAGAAGAAACAAAUGAAAAUGAAGAAGUUAUUAAUAUCCUACUUGCUCAGGAGAAUGAGAUCUUGACAGAACAGGAAGAGCUACUGGCAAUGGAGCAGUUUCUGCGCAGACAAAUUGCCUCUGAGAAGGAGGAGAUAGAACGCCUUCGAGCAGAAAUAGCUGAAAUUCAAAGUCGUCAGCAGCAUGGUCGAAGUGAAACUGAAGAAUAUUCUUCCGAGAGUGAGAGCGAGAGCGAGGAUGAGGAAGAGCUACAGAUUAUCUUGGAAGAUUUGCAAAGGCAGAACGAGGAACUAGAGAUAAAGAACAAUCAUCUGAACCAAGCGAUUCAUGAAGAACGAGAGGCCAUCAUUGAGCUGCGAGUGCAACUUCGACUGCUACAGAUGCAGCGAGCAAAAUCAGAGCAGCAGGUGCAGGAAGAAGAUGAGCCAGAAAAGCGCGGGAGUGUUUCUCAACAGCAAAGAGACAGUGUCCUGGAGACAAAAGCAACUAAAGAGCAGUCAAAGGCAGUCAAGGAGCUAGUCAAGCCAUCACCAAGCAAAGACAGGAAGGAAACUCCAAUCUGAUCAGGGUCCUUGGGUAUUCAUAAAAUCAACUGGACUUAGCAAGGACUGUGCAACUUACUGUAAUUUUGAGGUGAAAACUGCACCAGUCUUUGCUGGCUGUGUACAUUGUGUAAAAUCAUGCUUUUAAAACCCUGGAGACUUGUCUCUUUCAUAAUUGUGGAUUCUACCCAUUAGGCUCAGGUUACUUUGGAAGACAAAGCAAUUAAAGAUUGGAGAGUGCAGAGAAGUUUUCCAGCUAGUGUCAGAUUAUUGGAGACCAAUUUGCUACAGCUGACUUCAGUUAAUGGUUUUAUUUUAAACCAGAGCAAUUUAUUUGCUUUCAUCAGAGAAAAAUUGGGAGGUCUCUUCUUUCCAGUCAAUGAAAAGUAAAAACCUAUCCACAAACAUUAAUUAUUUGCCUUGUGAAUCUACUUGUUCUUAUUCACAGUCGUUUCUGCUUAUCUGGUCACUCUUGCUUGUGCCUUGGAUACCUUUCUGAUGCAGAUUAAAUACAAAGGAGCUUUAAAUUCUUUCCUGUUUGGCUAAAAAGUGUGAGACUGCAGGAUAUCAUUGUUACCUAACAAAUGCCCUAACAGAUACCUAAUUCCCUCAUUUUACAGCUCUAAGAUGUAUUAAAAUAAAUGUAAAAUUUUACAGAUGUAUUGUCCCUUAGUGGUGGAAGGUGUUCAUCAGCUUCCAGUAAAAUGUUUUGGUAAUGUAGUUCGCCCAUUUGCUGGUUUGUAAACCAGUGAUCAUCAUCAUCAGUUGUAUAACCUAUCUCUUGUAUUCACAUGUCUAGUGCACAGCAACUGCACUUUCUUAUUCCAGAGAAAGGGUCCAUUUUCAAGUGUUUUGAACUCAGUUCAGUUCAAACUCAGCAACUGAUGCUUUUGUAAUUAAAGGGGAUUGGUUAUGUUGUUUGCUUAGGUAAUAAUAACUUCUAUUUGCCUAAUCGAGCAAUAUAUUAUUCCAGUUACAGAAAGCCAAGCCAUGUAUGCUUUUCUGAUAAGCCUGAUUAAAGAUGCCUGCUGAGGGAGCAGGUUUCAGCAAUAGACAUUGUUUCUUUAGUAACAAGAACUGCCACUUUCUUUGGGCUCAGCUAUUUAAUCCUGUCACUAAUGAAAGGCCUUCAUAAAAAUUGGCAUCAUAGGGCUGUUUUUGUUUCCAGUGCACUCUUUUAUAUAUGUCAAAUGAAAUGAUGGUCGUGAGACUAGUCAAUAAAUAUUCAACUAAAAAAUAGCAAAAAUAACUUCACCGUAUGCUCAUAGCCUACCUUGUUUGUAGAAUCUGGAUAUUUAUUUUUAGCACCUGUUGGAUGUGGUUCUACUUUUUAUCUAUUGCACUGUUGUGAAUCAUUGGCCAUGAUUUAAUUUUGUACAGAUAAUGCUUUGAUAUGUUAUAGAAAACAGCCUCAUAUUUUUUUAAAAUGUGGAGAAUAGAAUUUAUGAAGAUUGAGAAUGUGGUUAGGUGGCAACUUUACACAUGUAAAGCAUUCUCCCUUGCCAGUCUGUUACAUGCAUUUUAUAUAUGCUAGCAAUAUUUAAACAAAAUGUUUAAAUUAACUCUUAAUUUCUAUCAGGUUGCCAUGGAUUUUUCUAAUCAGUGUACUUCAGACAAAUCUCUUAAUAUUGAUUAACUUUUAUUUUGCUAGGACCAUAUUCAUCAAGCAAAUAAAUGCAACAGCCAUUUGAAAAUAGUCUGUAAUGUA